Messenger RNA from Musa acuminata subsp. malaccensis (wild Malaysian banana), 2724 nucleotides. Its product is annotated as folylpolyglutamate synthase. Gene Ontology annotation, biological process: tetrahydrofolylpolyglutamate biosynthetic process. NCBI's taxonomy places the organism in Eukaryota, Viridiplantae, Streptophyta, Magnoliopsida, Zingiberales, Musaceae. Gene Ontology annotation, molecular function: ATP binding; tetrahydrofolylpolyglutamate synthase activity. Gene Ontology annotation, cellular component: cytosol; mitochondrion; cytoplasm. The record is from RefSeq and is a predicted model, not a curated record.
AGGAAUAAAAAGGUAAAUAAUUGGAGAAGAUUCCAACCUGCUCCAAUUCCAUUCCACUUAAAAUGGCAGAACGCAGGACGGCAACGUUGCUGCAUCGCGUCGCUGCCAUCGUCGGUUGAAGUCAGCAGCCCGCCAGCGGACGGAGAUGACGGCGGGCGGCGACUUCCGCUUCCCCCCUUUCUGUUCUCUUUCCUUUUUCUCGGGCGCCGUUUCCUCCACAUUCCAUCCUGCGAUUGACGGCGUGCCACGGUUGUUAGGGCUCCCCUGCUUCCUCAGGCUCAGGAUAACGUUAUUUUAUGUUGUCAUUUACCUCCUCAUUCUAUAGGCAUAUUGUUAUGUGAUGCCCGCCGUCGCUGCCGCUUUCGCCGUAUCGCCAACCCCACCGAACCGGUGUCCCCCGCAUAUUCCCUAUCCUGGCCUCACCACCACUAGGCGCCCGGUCGAUUCCCCGCCGACCCCCAUAUCGAGGCCUUCCUCUUCUUCCCCCUUCUUCUAUCUCAGUCUCAAAGGCCGCUCCCUCCUCGCCCUCGUCUGCUUCCGCCUGCCUUCCCGUCGCCGCCUUCCCACAGAGAUGGAAAGCAACGGUGUUAUGUCGGGAAAGACACCUGAUUUAGUUCUUUCUUCUUCAUAUGAGGCUGCUAUGAGGGCCCUUUCCUCCCUAAUUAGUGGUCGCAAACGUGGAGAACCACCAAAGAGGGAUAAGAAGUUGGAUUUGAUAUUUAAUUAUUUAAAGAUAAUAGGUGUGGAGAAAAGCUUACCCGAACUUAAGAUUAUCCACAUAGGAGGAACUAAAGGAAAGGGUUCAACAUGCACAUUUUGUGAAGCUAUUUUACGUGAAUGUGGUUUCCGAACGGGACUAUUCACAUCUCCUCAUCUAAUGGAUGUCAGAGAAAGAUUUCGAAUUAAUGGGUUAGAUAUCUCCGAAGAUAAGUUUUUGUAUUACUUUUGGGAUUGUUGGAACCUAUUGAAGGAGAGUGUGGAUGAGGAUUUGCCGAUGCCUCCAUUAUUUCAGUUCCUAACUGUGUUGGCAUUUAAGAUAUUUGUAUCUGAAAAGGUUGAUGUUGCAAUUAUUGAAGUAGGUCUUGGGGGAAGAUUUGACUCAACAAAUGUGGUAAAGGAGCCUGUUGUUUGUGGAAUAACUUCGCUUGGAAUGGAUCACAUGGAGAUUUUAGGAGAUACCAUUGGACAAAUUGCUUCAGCAAAGGCUGGGAUUUUCAAGCCGCAUGUUCCUGCAUUCACAGUACCCCAACUUCCGGAGGCAAUGCUUGCUCUUGAGGAGAGGGCAUCUGAGUUAAUGAUUCCUUUGACAUUUGCUUCCCCACUUGAUCCAUCAGUGAUGAAUGGAUUAACGCUUGGAUUAGCUGGAGAUCACCAGCUCAUAAAUGCUGGUCUUGCUGUUGCUCUUUGCACAAGUUGGCUUCAGAGAACCGGGCAUGCAGAACUCACUCCUAAUGAUAACCCAGAAGAAGGCUUACCAGUAGGAUUUCUCAGAGGCCUUUCCACUGCCAGACUUGGUGGACGAGCUCAAACUAUUAUUGACAAGCCAAAAAUGCUUGAGCAGAUCCCAUAUGGAAAUUCUGGUGAUCUGAUCUUUUACUUGGAUGGUGCUCAUAGUCCAGAAAGCAUGGAGGUUUGUGCUAGGUGGUUCUCCAGUGCUGUAGGAGAAGCCCAGCAGUUUGUGAAGAAUGGAUUUGUGAAAGAACUUGGAUAUUCUAGUUUGUAUGAGAAUAAGCAUUCUAGUGAAUCUAAGAAAGCAUCUAAGAAGAUUCUUUUGUUUAACUGCAUGGAGAAGAGAGACCCUCAACUUCUGCUUCCACCACUUGUCGACAUAUGUGCUUCAAAUGGUGUCCAUUUCUCAAAAGCUCUUUUUGUUCCCAGCAUGUCGGUGUAUCAUAGAGUUGAUUCUGGGUCAUCAAUUGUAGCACCUAAUACUCCUGCAAAUUUGUCAUGGCAGUCCACCCUCCAAAGAACUUGGGAUAAAUUAAUCCAAGAAAAAGAUUUAGUCAAUGAUAAUGGUUCCAAGAUGCAGAAGCUUGGGAAAACUCAUGAAGAUUUCACUGGAGAGCCUCUGGAAAAGUGUGUUCCUGUUCUUAAAGAUCUUUCUCCCAGUGCAGUAGUUCCAUCUUUACCGUUGGCUAUAAGAUGGUUGAGAGACUAUGCAAAGGACAACCCUUCUCUUCAUCUUCAGGUUCUUGUCACAGGAUCAUUGCAUUUGGUGGGUGAUGUCUUGAAGCUUUUGAGAAGAUGAUCUCAACAUUAAGCCUCACACUCAAACAUUCAGGCAAUAUUCUUUUCAUGCAUGCAACAUGAUGGAAAUUGCACUGUUUGAUGGAUUAUAUGGUGGUCUCUUUGAGCCAUCAGAAUCUUUCUAAUUCAAUUAUUUUUGCAAGAUUGAUCGGUUCUGGUUAUCUUGCCAACUGUGUGAAGCAGAUUUAAGUUGUUCAUGGCUCUGGCAAUAAUUCUCAGAAAUGGAGCUAAAGUUAAUCAUAAAGCAUGGGGAAUAAUCAUGUGAAACCCAGAAACAGAACUUCAUUUCCAGAAAUCAAGAAUGUACUUCUGUCAGUGGACAAGAUGUUCAAAGAAUCAAGGUACGCUUGUGUUCCUUGCCAGAUGGCAUAAAGAUUGUGUGUAGAUUAUAGCAUGGAAAUAACUUCUGUCGUAUUAGUUACAUUGUUGAUUUAUACAAUUUACUCCAAAGCAUAUUAGUUCUACUGUUUGUUUAAA